This is a messenger RNA of Oncorhynchus mykiss (rainbow trout), 1029 nucleotides long. Lineage: Eukaryota; Metazoa; Chordata; Actinopteri; Salmoniformes; Salmonidae. The record is from RefSeq and is a predicted model, not a curated record.
AUGUUUGUCCUAGUUGACAUAUCAGAGCUAAGGAGGAUCAGGGUUUCAAAGAUUGAGGUGAUCCCGGAGCCUGUGUUGGCUUGCGCCAUCCCGGAGCCUGUGUUGGCUUGCGCCAUCCCGGAGCCUGUACAUUUGUCCAGAGUCUCAAAACAGUUGACCUCUCUUACAAUUUCCUGGCCUCUCCUGACCCAGAAGCUUUCCAUUCUAUCAGCUGGAUCAACUUGUAAGAGAAUCAAUUUCACUGUGAAUGUGGCCUUUCUGACGUGGCUGAAAGGGACUAAUGUGACAUUUCCUGACCCUGGCGUGAAUGAAUUCAGCUGUGAGUUUCCUUCAGAUCUCCAUGGCAUCAGCCUGUUGAAUUACAGCUCAGUCAUAUCGUGUGAGGAGGAUGAUAAGAGGCUGGUUCAGGAGCUGAGGCUCUCACUCUUCAUCGGCUGCACAGCCCUCAUCAUCCUGAUCAAGUUCGGAUCAAUCGUUUUUGCUCGUCUCCGUGGAUUCCUCUUCAAAGUUUACAAAUAGUUGACCGCCAGGAUGUUGUGCUUCAGCAACAACGACUACAAGUGGGUAGAAACCGCCCUGUUGAACAGACUAGACUCUCAGUUCGCGGAGCGAAACGUCCUCCGCUGCUGCUUCGAGGUCAGAGACUUCAUCCCAGGUGAAGAUCACCUGUUCAAUAUCAGGGACGCCAUAUGGGGGAGCAGGAAGACCGUUUGUAUCGUCUCUAAAGAGUUCCUCAAGGACGGCUGGUGCCUGGAGGCCUUUACCCUGGCUCAGAGCAGGAUGCUGGAGGAGCUCAGAGAUGUUCUCAUCAUGGUGGUCGUGGGGAAUGUCCCCCAUUACAGACUGAUGAAACAUGAAGGUAUUAGGACCUUUGCCCAGAAGAGGGAGUACCUGCAGUGGCCGGAGGACACACAGGAUAUUCAAUGGUUCUAUGAGAAGCUCAUGUCCAAGAUUCUUAAGGAGAAAAAGUACACUUCCAAAGAUAACAAUGGGUGUAUCACACUUGCAAAUAUGACAGUUGGAACUUAA